AUGCAGCUGAAAAACAAAUCGGGCCAUUUUCUUGAAGCUGAUAAAGAAAGAUGAGACCGAUGCAGAUGGACUUCUUCGCCGACAUGGAGGAGCAGGGAUCGACGGUGGCGAUGGACGUAGACGACGUAGACCCACUCGAGAUAUUCGGCGAGGGCGUCAUCAACGUCGACAACAAGCUUGCCGACGCUGAUUUCUUCAACAAUUUCGAGGACGAUUUCGAUGACUCGGACAUCAAUUGAUCCUAUCUUAUUCCUUACCGCCACUGAUUAUGUACCUUUUCUUUUCUUUCUAUCUUAGGAAAAUUGAGGGGGAAGUAAGAGGAGAGAGGGUUUGCUUGAAAACUGUUUGUAGUUUGGAUGAUUAUGUGCUUUAAUUGAAGUGUGAAGUUACUUUGCCCU
Molecule: messenger RNA, 398 nt
Organism: Manihot esculenta (cassava)
Lineage: Eukaryota; Viridiplantae; Streptophyta; Magnoliopsida; Malpighiales; Euphorbiaceae
Product: small acidic protein 1
Exons: 1
Coding region: 51-239 (62 amino acids)
Source: RefSeq, a predicted model, not a curated record